AGCAUACAAGCAUUAGGUUAAUGUAAAAUAUGGUGAAUUUUGAUAAAAACAGGAUUAUCCUGUUGUCUCACCUCAAUGUAACACUUUAUGCUUUGUGUUUUUGGAUACAAAUUGGAACUUUGCCAUAUUUGACCCAAAAGUUUGAUGUAGACCCAAUAACAUUUGGCAACUUACAAACCACGUUUGCUGUUGUGCAACUGAUGGGAGGACCUUUGUUUGGCAGAUUUGGUGAUCUGUUUGGUUGCAAAUAUGCUCUUGCAUUGGCUUUCAUAUCAGCGUUUCUCAGCUACUUUUUACUGGGUGUCGCAAAUACUGUGUUCAUUAUUUUCUUGUCUCGUUUACCUUCAGUAUUUAUGCACGCCAUGCAAGGAGCACAGAUGGUGAUCACAGAUCUAACUGAACCUUCUGAAAGACCCGACAAGUUGGGGAAGCUUGGUCUUUCAUAUGCAGUUGGUAUGGUGUUGGGGCCAGUUAUUGGUGGUUGGUGUACAACGUAUGCUAAUGAACAAGUUGCAGCAUUCGUGGCAGCUUGUGGUUCACUGUUAAGCAUUGUUCUUGUGGUUUUAUUCAUUCCAUCGAACACAAAAGGAUUUAUCUUAAAGGAAAACACAGAGAAAACUUUAAAAAAAUCGAAAAAACUACUCGACUUUGAUGUCUUUACCUCCCUGAUAUGGAAGAAUCCUUCAGCGAGGAAACUCCUUUUCGUGAAGAUGUUGUCCGGACUUCCUGUCGGGAUCCUCCAUGGGAUGUUUAGCAUGAUCGCUUUAAAUCAUUUUCAUCUUUCAGCCGAAGCGAACGGAUACGUUUUAUCCUAUGCUGGAUUUUUGUCCAUUAUUUCACAAGGAUUGGUAAUAGGACGGCUUACAAAGAGAGGAUUCAAUGAAUGGUCGUUAAUAAAUGGUUGUGUUGCUGUAUUGUGCGUCUCCAAUGCUCUCAUGUCAAUCUUGGUGAAUGGUGUCAUAGGGUUCUGUAUUUCCCUUAUACCCAUGGUGGUAGCAGGUGCAGUUUUCUCUACAGUUAUCCAAGCCAUGCUUACUAAGACUGUUCAAUCAGAAGAUACAGGAUCCAUGCUAGGAGUAAGUAUGGCGGUUCAUUCAUUAAUCCGAAGUGUCUCGCCUACAAUUGGUGGAUUCUUAUUCCAAUACUACGGAUUCUGGUCUUUUGGUGCGAUAGGAUUUCUAUGCAAUGGUCUGUUACUUGUUUACCUUCUUAUAAGCAAUCCAAGAUAAUAUUGCAAGUCUGAAAGUAAAAAUAAGCAAAAACAAAAGCCACUAAAAAAUGUUUCUGGAAAAUUUUUUUAAUGGUUUAUAAUUUUUUAAAAUAAUAAAAGCCAAAACAGUUUAAAUUGAGAUAUAAUCAACAAUCAAGAAUUUAUUUAGAAAACGUUUGUAUAUCAAGUUAUAUCAAAAACUUUAUUCAGACAUUUUGGUUGCACAUACACAAUUUGAAAACUACUAAAACAUUACAGAAAAUCUGUAGUGUUCUAGCAACUGUUAUUGUUUUAAACAUAAAUUGGUUAUAUUUUAUUUUACAUCAAACUUGUUUUUGUGCAUUCCUUUUGCUCUUCCAGCUCCUUGCUGCACUUUAAUAUUCAACAGUUAUUGAUGCAAUGUAUUUUAUUGUGUUUUACAGUUUAUUAUGCACAUAUAUAACAGAGAAUCAUUUUAA
This is a messenger RNA of Ciona intestinalis (vase tunicate), 1668 nucleotides long. Its product is annotated as solute carrier family 22 member 18. Gene Ontology annotation, molecular function: transmembrane transporter activity. NCBI's taxonomy places the organism in Eukaryota, Metazoa, Chordata, Ascidiacea, Phlebobranchia, Cionidae. The record is from RefSeq and is a predicted model, not a curated record. Gene Ontology annotation, biological process: transmembrane transport. Gene Ontology annotation, cellular component: nuclear envelope.